This is a messenger RNA of Drosophila obscura, 225 nucleotides long. Its product is annotated as translation machinery-associated protein 7 homolog. NCBI's taxonomy places the organism in Eukaryota, Metazoa, Arthropoda, Insecta, Diptera, Drosophilidae. The transcript has a single exon. The coding region runs from base 18 to 191 and encodes 57 amino acids. The record is from RefSeq and is a predicted model, not a curated record.
AGCAAAAUUCGUACCAAAUGUCCAAUCGUGAGGGUGGCAAGAAGAAGCCAUUGAAGGCACCCAAGAAGGAGGCCAAGGAUCUGGACGAGCAGGAUGUGGCCCACCGACAGAACCUAAAGGCGCAGCAGAAGGCCCUAGAGCUGGCCAAGCAGAAGCUCACACAAAAGUCCAACAAAAAGGCCAACAAAUGAUUCGUUUUUGGCUUGGCCCAGCCCGCAAUAAAUU